UCUCUCUCUCUCUCUCUCUCUCUUAGUUUGCUGAUACCCUAAUAAUAUCUCAUCCUAUCACUCCUUCCUCUCCAACCUCAACCUUCCCCCCCCCUUGCUGCUCACUGCAUUUGCCCAAUGGACGGGCUUCAUUACCACCUUGGGCCCUCCUUUGCCGGACUCGCCCCCUCAGCGCCCUCACAGCCCCUGGGCUCGGUCCGGGAGAGACUCUCGAACCUGCAGUUCUUCUGCAUGGUCCUCUCCAUCUUUGCCUGGGUCUUUUCCUUCACUGCUGCCUUUGCCGCCAUCCUCAUCAGCCGAGUGCGAUAUGCGGGACACAAGAGAUCUUUGUCCUCCAGAAUGAGCAAGAGGGAGGCCCCUGGAGUGACCAUCAUCCGCCCGCUCCGCGGGAUUGACUGCAACAUGUAUGAGAACCUGGCCUCCAGUUUCCGUCAAGAUUACCCUAAUUUCGAGAUCAUCUUCUCGGUCGCUCAGCCCAACGAUCCUGCCAUUGCGGUCGUCAGAGAUCUUAUGAAGAAGUUCCCCAAGGUCGAUGCCCGAAUCAUCAUUGGUGAAAAGAACGUGGGCAUCAACCCAAAGAUCAACAACAUGAUUCAAUCGUAUGAGACCGCCAAGCACGACAUUGUCUGGGUCUGUGAUUCCAAUGUUUAUGUCGACCCUGGUUGCAUGGGCAGGUCUGUUGAUAAGAUGAUGAAGCCCGGAGUCGGACUCGUCCAUCACCUGCCAUUCGGUGUCCGUCCUCAGACUCUCGGAUCAGAGCUUGAGCUGAUGUUCCUCGAUACGGUCCAUGCCAAGAUGUAUCUCUUUAUCAACUGGACCGGAUUGGCCUCGUGCGUCAUCGGCAAGUCGAAUCUGUACAGGCGCUCGGAUCUGGACAAGGUCGGAGGCAUGGCUGCGUUCGGAAAGUAUAUGGCUGAGGACAACCUUGUUGCGACCGUGAUCUUCAACAUGGGAUACAAACAUGAGAUGACCAGUGACCUCGCCUACCAGUCGUUGGGAUCCAUGACCACCUCGGAUUACUUUUUGCGUCGUGCACGCUGGACCCGCAUCCGCAAGUACACCGUGACGGCUGCAACGGUCGUGGAACCCUUCAUCGAGAUGAUCGGGUGUGGAUUGGUUGCAUCCUACGGUUUCAACCUGCUCUGGAACAUCCAUAUGCUAAACUUCUUGGCCUUCCAUGUCGUCAUCUGGUUCUUGGUCGACCUGUCGAUGUACCAGGCCUUGUCUGGCGAGAAGAUGGAUAACAUCCGUGGAUUCUUGAUGGCCUGGUGUCUGCGUGAAUUGGUUGCGUUGCCUUUGUACGCCUAUGCUGUAGUGGGAUCGACUGUCGAUUGGCGUGAUCAGACUUUUUUGCUUUUGCGUGAUGGAACUGUCAAGGCCCUGCCUGGUUCUCUCACUACCAAGGUCUCCAAGGCUCUCUCGGUUCCCGCACCACCCUCUUCUUCCUCUUCUUCUUCUUCUUCUUCUUCUUCUUCUUUGUCCAACGCUGGAUCCGCUCCACCUUCUCCAACGACCGCCGCAUUCUGGGCCAACACCAUGGUGCCUCAGUCGACUCAGGCUUCUCUCAGGAAGUUCUUCCGCCACCCGGCAGUGAUCUCGAUUGUCCGCAGCACGUUUGCGGUGAUUCAUUUCGUGGUCGACAUUCUGAUCAAGAGUCAGCGCAAUGGCAACCAGGAGGAGGACGAUGAACACUUGGCCAGCCGUACUGCGAGCGAUGACGUUGUCGGCAGCGGUGUGUCCGAGAAAGAAGAGGUCCUGAAGCUACAAAAGGUUCCUCUUCGACACCGUGCAAGCAAGGCGAACAAGAAGUACGGACUUGAGUAUGAUGGGGACGAUAGCAGUGCUUACGAGAGCGAUGUUGCUCUGAGGAGGAGCACGCGCUUGAAGGGAUCGAGCAUGAAACUUCAGCAGCACACGCUGGAGGAAAGCGAGGACGACGACAACGACAACGACAAGGACGACGAUCGUGCGGGGUCGCGCAAGUACUCGAAUACCAAAAGCGAGACGGAGGCGGAGCAUGGCCGUCGAUCGACUGAGGAGGACGAGUUGUCGAAGGCGGUGGAGCCUUAUUUGUCGGACUCGCUUAGCCGUCGGGGCAGGAUCUAUCGAGGUCGAAUCCCGGAGCCCACACAGUUCUUGAGCGUCGUGUCUUGAUCGACUUUGUCCCCUCCCCUCGAAAUUUUUGAGUCUUUGCAGUGUGUUGUGCAGACUAACCCUACCCUACCUACCUAUUCCCCCUCCCAUCUGAUGUGUACCAUAAUCUAUCCUGUAAUUAGCCUUGUCUUAACACGCCUUUAAUCCUCUUCCCCCCCCCCCCCCCCCCCC
Gamsiella multidivaricata is the source of this 2325-nucleotide messenger RNA. Its product is annotated as glycosyl transferase family 21-domain-containing protein. Gene Ontology annotation, cellular component: membrane. NCBI's taxonomy places the organism in Eukaryota, Fungi, Mortierellomycota, Mortierellomycetes, Mortierellales, Mortierellaceae. Bases 118 to 2154 code for a protein of 678 amino acids. Gene Ontology annotation, molecular function: ceramide glucosyltransferase activity. The transcript is spliced from 3 exons. Gene Ontology annotation, biological process: glucosylceramide biosynthetic process. The record is from RefSeq and is a predicted model, not a curated record.